Molecule: messenger RNA, 3320 nt
Organism: Chanos chanos (milkfish)
Lineage: Eukaryota; Metazoa; Chordata; Actinopteri; Gonorynchiformes; Chanidae
Gene: fastkd4
Product: transforming growth factor beta regulator 4
Exons: 12
Coding region: 130-2034 (634 amino acids)
Biological process (GO): regulation of mitochondrial mRNA stability; mitochondrial RNA processing
Cellular component (GO): ribonucleoprotein granule; mitochondrial matrix
Molecular function (GO): RNA binding
Source: RefSeq, a predicted model, not a curated record
UUGACAGCCUCAUGUGAAUGUCGCUAUCCCACAAUAAGUGAAAAGGUGACGGUGGGAUGUUGCAGCAGGCUGAUGUGCAGUGACUGAGUGAUUGUAAUCCUUGUUGCUCCUAAAACUAAUAGUGCCCAGAUGACCACUAGAUUGAUAGGACGAUGGGCACGCUUGUUACCUCGUUGCCCCCAAGCCUCCGCAGUCGCUGCCCGCCUCCAGGUACCUGUGAUCCAGUACCCUGAGCCACUGUGGUCCCAGGCUUGGCUUCGCACCUCUGGGCGUUUCCUGUGUCAUGACAGGGGUCUUGCGCUGGAAGAAGACGGAAGCAUUCCAUUCAAGCGGACAGAGUUGGAGGAACUCGUUGACCAGGCCAAGUUGGCGGAGGAUGUGCUGCGAUUGUGGGAGGAGCGAGGAGGUUCGGCCAAUCAGGCGGCUAGGUGCCUGAUCCGUUUCAGCCGAUUGGCGGCUGAGAAAGGCGCUGCUGACAAAGCGGAACUGCUACAGGACCAUCGUUUAGCUGAGCUGCUGGAGACAGCCAACUCUCAGGUAGCGUCGGUGUGGAAUGGUAACCUGGUGAGUCUGUUACGAUCUCUCUCUAGCCUGGGUUUGCCUCCCAACUCGGUCGUACUGCGCUCUCUACAGACAGAGGCCUUAUGGAGGCUUCGCCGUCUAACAUACCGCCAGCUGGCCUUCCUGGUCGACUGGGCGACCAUUCUCAAAGCAAAGGGACAAGACGAUGAAGCACUCACAUCAGCUGUGCUGAAGCAAUUGGAGCUUCGUUGGACUGAACUGACUGAUCCCAGAACAGUCAGUACGCUCAUGGGACGCGCCCCGCAGCUCUCUCCUUCCCUCAUGGACAAACUGGAGGACAAGGCUCUGGAGUUGGCAGAACAUUUCAGUGCUGAGGAUAUCCGCAGGGUGGCACUGGCAUUGGCAUCUCAAGGGCGCAGGGCUGUGCCCCUGCUGAGGGCACUCUCCUACCACCUGCAUCAAAAACCCUCGGCUGAGCUCAACCCCCCCUUGCUACUCGACAUCGCCUACGCUUUCGGUAAGCUGAAUUUCCACCAAACUCAGGUAUUCCAGAGGAUUGCUGCCGAACUCUUGCCUAAUUUAUCAGAGCUGAAUCCCAUAGACGUCACACGUUGUGCAAAGUCCUUUGCUUUUCUGAAAUGGCUCCACAUACCUCUUUUUGAGGGCUUUGUAGAGCACUAUGUGAACAACAGUCAGAACUACAGCACAAUGCAGCUGUGUAAUCUCCUCAUGUCAUUGGCUAGACUCAACUUCCAUCCCAGCAAAGGGGAGGAGUUUUACAGAAAGGUGCACUCUGUUCUAGAAGGAACGCUUCAGGGUUUAGAGCCAUUUCUGAAGACUGAUGUGAUCUGGUCUCUGUGUGCGCUGCUACAAGUCAAGCCGGAGUAUGUGGCAGCCCUGUCUGACCCAGCCUUCCAAGCCAAACUCACAGCGGGUAGCGCAGUCCGUACCGAGAAUUAUCGCCUCAAACUUCUUCACAUCGCUGCCUCUGCAAAGUUGGAGCCCAAGGGAUCUUUGGGAACUUCUGCUGCACCCUUCACAGUGCACAUCCCAGUCCCGGAGGCCAGAGAAAAGACACCCACCCCUUUGCAGAACGGGUUGAACACGGCUCUCCUGAGCCUGGCCGGUGGAAGGACACAAGCUCUCCGCACCUCAGUCAACACAGUGUACGGCUGGACUAUCGAUGGAGAGCUGGUGGUGGAUUCUGAGAAUAAGCCCAUUGAUUUGGAAAACCUCACAGCCCCUCACUUACCUGGAGGCGGUGGAGCCAAUGCUCUCCCCGAGGGGGCACGCAGGAUUGCAUUUGUUGCCUUGGAGUACCCCAAUUUUAUCUCAAGGAGUAAAGAUCUUCUUGGACGCUUCGCUAUGCAGAAACGCCAUCUGCAGCUGGCGGGAUUUUUAGUGGUGGAGGUACCAUAUUUUGAGUGGGCGGAGCUGAAGUCUGAUUGGCAGAAAGUGGCGUAUCUGAAAGAUAAGAUAGGAAAGGCAGUGGCCGAGGACAUGGCCAAGUGAAACAGUAAAGUCUAAAAGUCUUUCCAAAAGCUACAAAAUUUAAUUAUGCUCACAUAAAACAGCACAGCAGUACAGUGCGGCUUACCAAAACCAACAAGACAGCAGGAACAACACCAGAAAAUCACAAAAGCCCCAAACCGAACUGGAAAGUACAGCAGAGGUUGUCCAAAAGUCCAAGAGUUACAAACUGCCCAUGCUAGUAGAAGAACGGACUUGAAGGUCUGAACAGAGAGAUGAUUGGUCCUGUGAACAAACGUCAGAUUACCGUCAACUGAGCAGCACACUCAGAGAAACACAAAGACAGGGGGGAAAAAAGCUUUGGAUCUGUUUGAGUGUUUUCAAACAGAUGGAUGUGGAACAUCAACAAAAAUCAGAGAGUUCGAUAUAUGUUAACUGAAGGGACUGAACAUCAUCUAUCUGUUUAAGUGCAGAUGCAUUAUGUACCCCAAUGCAAAACCAGAGCAAAAGAAACCAACCAGUGUCAAGAUCUAAACAAAAAACACAAACCUAAGGGUUCUAGAACACAGAACCUUCAGUAUGGAACCUUCAUCACCAUCUAAGAAGCAGACUUUGGACCAGGAGAAUGCAUGUGAACUGGACACAAUGAACAGGAAACAUGACUGAGCAUGCUUAACGGACAAGUUCUAUUCCCUGAGUCCUCAGAAAGACAAAGCAAGAUUAUCUCUCUGAAAACUCUCCAGCCACUAAUAAUAAACACACACUUACCUCCCUGUUUUAAUCCAGUUGCCUAGACAACACUUUUGGGCUUUCCUUGUUGCCAAGGAGACAGCUGGCAAAGCUGAACCAGAUGGUUAAGGAUAAAGGGGUUGCCCAGAAAUUGAGUGCAGUAUAUUGAAGACACCUUUAUUUGAGACCUUCAGAGCUAUUGAGAUGGUAAUGAUUGUAAAUCAGUGGAUCGGGGACAUUAAACAGUAUGUGGUAUUUAAAAAUGUGUAUGUGUUCCAUCGCACGAUAUUUGUUCGCUUGUAAUCAGAUCUCUCUCAGUGUUUUUUUUUUCCCAGUCAGUUUCACGCACAUCACUUUUCUGACCACUGACGUUUUGUUUUGUUUUGCUAUGCCCCAACAUUGACAAAAUUAAUCAGUGAUGAUUAAUGUGAUGCGUAGUUAGUGAAUUAAAUCUGGUGUGCGGGCGUUAGGGUUCAUCAUAAACAUUUAGAACUGUGAUCUUUUGUUGGAGUGCACUGAGAGAGACACUGAUCUCUAAACUCUGACUCAUUAAAACAGAAGACUUUAAAUGUACUGUAUAUUAUUGCUCAUAGGUGUUU